Messenger RNA from Solenopsis invicta (red fire ant), 895 nucleotides. RefSeq names its product neurofilament medium polypeptide-like. The record is from RefSeq and is a predicted model, not a curated record. Lineage: Eukaryota; Metazoa; Arthropoda; Insecta; Hymenoptera; Formicidae. The annotation marks the transcript as partial. The transcript has 2 exons.
AUAUUGUCUGCACAAGUACUAUCUCCACGAGCACUGUCACCAGAAGUAACCUCUCCACGAUUACUGUCUUCACAAAUAGUGUUUCCACAAGUACUGUCUCCACGAGCACCAUCUUUGCAAGUACUGUCUCCACGAGCAACGUCUCCUCAAAUACUGUCUGUACAAGCACCAUAUUCACGAACACCAUCUCCACAAGUACCAUCUUCACAAGCAUCAUCUCCACAAGCAUCAGUGCUUUUGUCUCCAUCUAGUAUAUGGUCCACGAGUGAUUUAGAAUCAGUAAUUAGCGACAACAGUGCAUCAGCAUACUCGGCUGAGGAAAAUAAAGAAAAUGAAGCUUUACAUUCGCCCACAUCUUCAUCUAGUAGCCUUAAUGUGGAGGAAUGUUCUGCAUCAGCAUCCAAAAACGUGUUAAAAACGAUGCGAAGGAUAUCCUCAUCAACGAAAAGAAUUAUUCCCGAGCCUGAUAACUUUGCUAAACGCAAAAGGAAAGACGAUGAUCUGCUUAUGCAAGCUAUCAACAAGCAAUCAACAGCUCUCACUACAAAAUUUGGAAACUCUUUGAUGACAUCAAACAAAUGUUCUACUCCUUCUUCAGUUUCAUCUGUUAAUGAUCCAGUCUUGGCUGCCAUUGGAUAUGCUCUUAAUUCCGUACUCGAAGAAAAACGUCUUGAAUGCAUGAUGGAAGUACUUCAACUUAUAAAAUCAAAAUACAUUCAGAAAUAAUUUUUAAGUUUAUUAUAUCUAAUUCAGCGAUAAUAUACAUAUAUCUUACUUUUAUAUGAUUUAUACUUGUAUCAUUACUGUCUAAUAAUACAUGUUAAUAUACUUAUGUACAUUAUAUUAAAAGUUUCUUUUACAUGUACACAGGAAUAAAACAAUUUUGUUAAAAUAA